Peromyscus californicus insignis is the source of this 4824-nucleotide messenger RNA. RefSeq names its product ring finger protein 39 (gene Rnf39). Gene Ontology annotation, molecular function: protein binding. The transcript has 4 exons. The record is from RefSeq and is a predicted model, not a curated record. NCBI's taxonomy places the organism in Eukaryota, Metazoa, Chordata, Mammalia, Rodentia, Cricetidae. Bases 2996 to 4054 code for a protein of 352 amino acids.
AACCAUCUCUCUAGCCCCUACAUUUGCUGUCUUCUAAUUCUUUAGUUCACAAAUGUCUCACUGGGGUAAAAUCAAGGUGUCAGCAGGAUAUGGCUCCUAAUGAAUGCUUGAGUGGGUAAUUCAUUCUCUUAGCUUUUGCUGCUUCCCGAGGCCACCCAUUUCUUUACACCAUGGCUCCCUUCUUCAGUUCUCAGUGCCAGCAUUGUAUGAGUUGCUGGUUCAGUGGUUAAUAGUGUGUCAAAGCUAGGAUUACUAUGGCUGUAGUGAAACACCAUGUCCAACAGCAACUUGGGGAGGAAAGGGUUUGUUUCACUCACACUUUCAUAUAGCAAUUCAUCGUCAAAAGCAGUGAGCAGGGCAGGAACCUGGAGGCAGGAGUUGAUGCAGAGGCCAUGGAGGGGUGCUGCUUACUGGUUUGCUUCUCAUGACUUACUCAACCUAAUUUCUUAUAGAACCCAAGACCAACAGCCCAAGGGUGGUACUCCUCACCAUGGGCUGGGUCCUCCCCAAUUAAUCACUAAUUGAGAAAAUGCCCUACAAGUUUGUCUACAGCCAUAUCUUGUGGAAGCAUUUUCUCAAUUGAGGCUCCCCCCUCUUCAAUGAUUCUAGCCUGUGUGAAGCUGACACAAAACUAGCCAACACAGAGUGCUUGCUGCUUCUGCAGAGGACCUGAGUUAGGUUCCCAGCACCCACAUUGGGUGACUCACAACUGCUGUGAGUCCAACAUCAGGGCAUAUGAUGCUCUCUUCUGGUGACCACAACCCUCCCCCACACACUUUCCUGCAGACACAUACAUAUGCACACAAGUAAAAAUAACAUAUUUUUUUAAAGCCAGCAAUGUCAGGCUGAGAACAUCUGUGCUGAUCGAUAGCUCUGGUUUUCCUCUUUUUUCUCACCCUGCACAUUUAAGAAGCCUUGUGAUUAUGGUGGACACACCUAUGUACUCUGAAAUAGUCUCCCUUCUUUAAGCUCAACUGAUUAUCAAAUUCAUUCUCCAUUUCUAAGUAAGGCAAUGUAUUCCAUUUCUAGGAAUUAGGAUGAAGUGUCUGUGGGGCAUGGUACCAUUCUGCACAUAUACUGUAGAAAUGCAUCUUUUGCAAAACAGAUUUAGAUCAUAUUUGGGCCUUUUUAAAAAGUUUGGGUAGUGUUGCUUUUGUGUGUGUGUGUGUGUGUGUGUGUGUGUGUGUGUGAGAGAGAGAGAGAGAGAGAGAGAGAGAGAGAGAGAGAGAGAGAGAGAGAGAGAGAGAGAGAGAGAGUUUCAUAUGUAGCUCAAGUUGGCAUGGAACUCAUGGCGAUCAUUUUGCCUCAUGCUCCCAAGUUCUGGAUUAUGGGCAUGACCCAUCAUAACCACCCUCAUUUUGGUAGUUUUUUGCCUGAGUUUUAUCUCAUUUUGAUGUUGAGCUGGGAGAUUGGUGAAUGUGCAUGUAUUUAUUUGUGGAGGUUUGUUUAUCAUGGUGUCACAUUUGAGUCCCUCUCUAUUAACUAUGGGGGAGGAAGAAGAAGGGUGCCUGGAGGGGGUGCCUAAUAAAGUGCUGCUGCUCUGUGGAGCCUCAAUGCCUUGUUUUGUUGUUAUGAACAAUAAAACUAAUGACAAGGUUCCUCUCUGCAUGUUUUGGUUGGGUAUGUUCUUCUGUCCCCCAACAAUCUCCUGACAUUCAGUGUUAUGAGAAUACUGAGAUUCGUUUGUGAUCUUUGUACUGUCUGAGUUUAUCUAAAGGCUCCUAGACACUGGAGUUAGGCAUCAGUGAGCAUGAUACAUGUACAUCGGUGUAUGUGGUCACAUGUGGGGACACACAGAAGCUUUUUCAGAAAUCCCCAAAGGUAUCCAGGCAGAAAGACUUGGAAGAGAGAAAGGGGAGCUAGAAGAGGAAAGAGCAGGAAGACAGACCCAUCAGGAGGGAAGAAUAAUGGAAAGAGGAAGAGACGGUGAUGGAAGUGAGAUGAGGGCACAAGGAAAGGUCAGAAAAGAGCAGAAUGGAGCUCCCAGGAUCUGCAAUUUAAACUGAAAAUAAAUGAAAAUUGGCAAGUCGAUUCCCUUCAGUAGUACAGGCAGAAGAUCUAGGUAUGGUUCACUUUUGAAGAUCCAGGUCUCUGGGCCUCAGAGAUCUGGGACGGCUGAAACAGGUAAUUGUCAGGUACAAAGAAAAGGGGGGAAAGAACGUUGGAAAUAAGAACCCAAAGGAAAAGGAUGGAGAAAAUAGAAACUUCGGGCGAGGCGGGGGUUGGGGGUAGGGGAAGGACUGAGAGAGAGCCCUAACCUGAGAGGCAGGAAUGUAGCUGCCUGCUUCCAGCCCUUAUCCCAAAGACUAGGUGUCCCCAGACCUUAAUAGGCAAGGCAGGAAGAUGAGGCGCCAGGAGUGACAGCCACAUGCCAACACUCAGAGGCCUGCCAAAGCCACACAGUCCAGGACCCAAGCUUCCGGGCCCCCAACCCCCAGAUGUAGGUGUGCCAGCCACCUGGGAUGACUCAUGCCCUGGCGAUGUGGGCACGCAUGCCAAGAGCGAGCCUGGGCACCCUGCCCACCGAAGGCACACCAAAGGCCAAGGGGGAGAUUCGCGCUCCUCAGGGACUCGCUCACGGGGUAGGGGUUGGGGGGGCUACCAAACCCAACAUUGCCGCCUUGCCCACAGCUCAUGCCCUGGUGCUCACCUUCUAGGCUCUGGGACCUAGGUGUCUUGGUCUUUACACCCUGCUCCCCAAAACCUUACUAGGAAAGCGGGAGAACCAGAUGAGGCAUUACGCAAGGUCUGCUGUUUACCUCCUGCAUGGGGCCUCCUCCCUCCCUAUAAAACCUGACGUGGUGAGGAGACGCGCUGAGUCCGAUCUGGGUAAGCGAGGCAGCCCGGGAGAGGGGUAGGUAGGAAGUGCAAAGUGAAUGAGGGAGGCGCAACGAGGGGCAUCGAGUCAGCACGCAGCGGGGGUGGUCCGCCACCUGCGCCCUCGGGGGCGGCUGCUACCGUCGCGGAUCAGGGUGCGUCCGGACCCCGGCUUUCCAUGGAGGCUCCCGAGCUGGGCCCGGGGUUGGUGGAGCGUCUGGAGCAGCUGGCGACGUGUCCGCUGUGCGGGGGCCCCUUCGAGGACCCAGUGCUGCUGGCGUGCGAGCACAGCUUCUGUCGCGCGUGCUUGGCGCGCUGCUGGGGGACCCCGGCGGCGCCGGGCUCGGAGACGGCGCCCCCUUCCUGCCCCUGCUGUGGCCAGCCGUGUCCCCGACGCAGCCUGAGGUCUAACGUGCGUCUGGCAGUGGAGGUGCGCAUCAGCCGUGGGCUGCGAGAGAAACUGGCGGAGCCUGGUGCUCGGACUGGGAGACGACGCGGGGGCCGCAUCCCCACCAUGGGCUGCCUGGACCCGCAUGGAGAGGAUAUGAGGAAGACAUGGAGGCGAUUUGAUGUCCCAACACCCAAGAUAUCUAACUCAGAGGAAGAGCUCCCUGAAGAUUACCCUGUGGUAAAAAACAUGCUCCACAGACUGACAGCUGAUCUGACCCUUGACCCUCGCACUGCACACCGUGGUCUGCUCAUCUCCUCUGACUACCGCGGCGUGAGUCUGGCUCCACCUGGAACGCCAGAGCCGCUGGACAGUCCCGCGCGCUUCGAUCAGCUCCCAGCGGUGUUGGGUGCGCAGGGCUUUGCGUCAGGGCGCCACUGCUGGGAGGUAGAGACCGUGAAGGGCGCGUCCUUCAGAGACUCUACCGCGGAGGAUGAGGAUGGAGGAGAGAGCUGCUACGCCGUGGGCGCGGCUGGGGAAUCCGUGACACGCAAGGGCCUCAUCAAGCUGUGCCCAUCGGAGGCUGUAUGGGCCGUGGAGGGCCGCGGCGGCCGCCUGUGGGCGCUCACGGCCCCAGAGCCCACUCUGCUGGGCGGCGCCAGGCCCCCGCCGCAGCGCAUUCGCGUGGACUUGGACUGGGAGAGGGGCCGUGUGGCCUUCUAUGAUGGCCGCUCCUUGGACUUGCUCUUCGCCUUCCAGGCACCGGGCCCCCUCGGGGAGCGCGUCUUCCCGCUGCUCUGCACGUGUGAUCCCCGAGCCCCUCUGCGCAUCGUGCCGGGAGAAGGCUGAGGGUCUGGUCACCUACCUCCUAGCCUAGCCUAGCCCGGAUGCCUCGAGGCUACUUAUCUUCCCUGCAGAAAUCCCCACCUAUUUCAGUGAUCUUGUCUGUACACCUGCCGCAGCAGGAGUAUUAAUAAGCACCCUUUACCCACUCACAUUCUUUCUCCCAAAGCAAGACCUCAAACUGGCUUGUACAUCCGUGCCUUUAAGCCAGUCUGGUCCUGCGUCUCCAUGCCCUAACCCAACCUUUUCUUUGAGUUCUCUUUCUGUACCAUUCCAGACAGGGAUAGAGAAAGGCUCUGUACCACCAGUACUGGGAAACAGUCCACAUUCACCUCCAAUCCCAAAGGGCCUAGGGCCUGAUCCACCGCAGGAAGUCUGGAGUCUCCUGCUGAUGUCCACUCUGAGGACUCCCCUCAAGAAAAAUAAGUUCUCCUAAAAUAAGAUGCUUAACUCAUAACUUAAGCCACUCAGACCUGAAGCCUAAAACAAAUUUUGGGAUGUGUAUGCAAGCCAGUCCACCCUCUACAUUUCUUUUAUGACUGUUUUCUAUGCUGAUAGCCGUUUUUCUUUAAAUGUCCUCUUGGAACUUCAUAUUGCACACAAAAGAACCAAUGGUGCUACCCACCUUCUCAACCAGGGAGCAACCCAGGCAUCCCAAAUAUCCUUGUAUAGCCCCAUCCUCCCUAUGUGUAUAAAUCAGCCUGUAUUUAACACAUUGUGUAAUGUUGGGUUAUUUAUUUUGUGCAUCUGUGGCAAUAAAUGAGAUCUCAGUGGUG